Molecule: messenger RNA, 207 nt
Organism: Gongylonema pulchrum
Lineage: Eukaryota; Metazoa; Nematoda; Chromadorea; Rhabditida; Gongylonematidae
Source: the annotation of a GenBank genome assembly
AUGGAAGAAAGGCGACAACUGACUGCAUCUCGAGAUCACCUAUCCGUCCUUCUCACCGAAGUCACCCAACAAAAUGGUAUAUUUGAAGCGAAACUGCAACGUGCCACCGAAGCUCGCACACAAAGUGCUAUGAAAAUAAUCGAAAUGGAAUCGGAAAUUAAGGAUCUGAAAGCAGCUCUGGAAAAGGUCGUUCAGCAGCUCAUUUGA